This is a messenger RNA of Fusarium redolens, 1828 nucleotides long. RefSeq lists its product as uncharacterized. The coding region runs from base 50 to 1828 and encodes 592 amino acids. Gene Ontology annotation, biological process: regulation of DNA-templated transcription. Gene Ontology annotation, cellular component: nucleus. The transcript is spliced from 5 exons. Gene Ontology annotation, molecular function: zinc ion binding; DNA-binding transcription factor activity, RNA polymerase II-specific; transcription cis-regulatory region binding. The record is from RefSeq and is a predicted model, not a curated record. Lineage: Eukaryota; Fungi; Ascomycota; Sordariomycetes; Hypocreales; Nectriaceae.
CGCAUGUUUGUGUAACCAACAAACAUCUGAUUAUUAACAGAUUUAUUUAAUGCCGCAGAGUCAUUUGGCCUCACGGCCGGUCAAGGCGUGCACGGAGUGUAAGCAGGCAAAGUUACGAUGUGAUUCCAAGGAGAGGUUCCCUGAUCCGUGCUCCCGGUGCCAUGCAAGACAUUUGUUCUGCACGGUAGACGCUACUUUUAAGAGGACGCCGGCGAGAAAACGCUUGGAGGCUAUGAACAAGGAACUUCAAGAACUACGGAACCAGACUCAUCGUAUGGAAGAUCAAUUGGCGACUGGAACGAGUCCUAAAACUGAGAGUAGAUCGCCUUCGUCUCAGGAUGAAGGUGUAGACGAUUUUGAGCUUACAUCGUUUACUGUGAGUUUGAAUGGACUGGUUAUUGACUCUUCUACAGCGACAGAAGCUUUCAUAGUAUUCGCUGAGUAUAUGCGUCCGAGGCUUCCAGUGGUUGCAUCGCUCUCUGCUCAAGCAGCUUACGAAAACCAGCCAUUUCUCUUCUGGACGAUUGUGACGAUUGUGCUCUGUCGUUUAUCAGAACCAGAGAACAUCGCCUUGUUCGGGUUGCUCCGGGCGCCGUAUGAGAGGUUAGUUCAGGAGACUGUAACCGAUGCACCGCUGCCGCUGUACAAAGUCCAAGCCCUGUUACUUCUCUGCAACUGGCCUUUGCCUACUGAUAAGCAAUGGAAAGAGCCAAGCUGGCUUUACUGCGGUGUUGCUAUCCAAGCUGCUCGAUAUCUGAGUCUCGAUCGCCAGCAAACCAUUCCAUCACUUCGUGUAAUUGGAGUCACAUCGGGGAGCAUUCGGUCGAGAAUAAACACUUGGCUGUCUUGCUUCAGUGUCUCGACAUCAAACAGACUGAGCUUACAUCUGGGUCUUCCCUGUCCUAUCGAAUCAGAGCUGGACUUUGCUGCUAUCCAUGCAUUCCUGAAACGACAAACAGUGCCACCAGCCUUUGCGAUUGAAGUCCGCAUCCAACUAGUCGUCGCAAAAUUCACAGCACUACUCAACCAUGAGCUGGCCGACGGCACAAGUUCAUCUUUCCUCCGCUUAUUUGACACUGAACUUGAUGCAAUUAAAAACGAGAUACUACCAGAUGAAGAAACGAAAAGCAUAGUUGAAUACGCCAUCCUAGAUGCUAAAAUACACACAUACACACUUGUAAUCACGAAAUCCCCAGCAAAUUCAUCAUCCCGCCAGAUCCUCCUCCGAACAACACGCGACAUCGCCCUAAGAAUCGUCGAAAUCGGAACCCGCGCCAUCCGCACCAACCCCGAAAACACCACCCUCGUCCGCCGUGAAAAAUGCCAACCGAAAGAUCGCCACAGAUGUCUGGGCUUCUCAACAAUUUUCCUCCUCAAAUUCUUCAUCCGCCAGAGUUCCGACGGUCCUGAAGAGCGACAGAUAGUCGCUAAUCAUGUUGCUAUGACAAAGACGCUUUGUAGAGCAUGUACAAUUGGUCCGAAAGAUGAAUUUAGUCGUAUCGCAAGUGUGUUUGAAGCAUUGGAACGGGACAGCUCGGAGGAGGAGGAUAAGACAAAGUUAGUGCUUAAUCAUAGAAUGGGCGUGUCUUUGAUGUUUGAUGCUGUUAAUACGGCGGGGAAGAUACGAGGAAAGCCUGUUGAAGUCGAGGAAGGUGAUGGGGGGACUGUUGAGGAGACAACGGGAGAGAUGGUACAGGAUCAUGAGGAUAUGAUGAGUCAGGUGGAUGGGAAUCCAGAGUUUUUGAAGAGCUUUUGGAGUGAUCCGUAUACAAGCUUGCUCCAGUUUGACCCGACGACAUUGGAGAGCGAUUACCCAAACACUUGGUAA